UCCGUAAACAAAGAAAAAUGUCGGCUGCUACUUUGACACGAAGUCUCAAUCCUGACGAUGACUUUAUCUUGUACGGAGAACCGCCUUAUUACACAGAACGCUCAACAUUCUGUCCAACAAAGUCAGACAUGACAACAACAACAAGAAACCUAAGCCAGCAUGACUACCGAGCAGAGCUGUACCAAGACGUUUUAGAGGAUGAUCGACCCCUACGCGGUUCCCUGCGCACUAUGUAUCGUAUUCUUCAAGGUGUCAGUAAUAAGAUAGCCAAAACCCUGACCGAGAAAAGCACAGCAAGAAGCUUAUACAAAACGCACCAAACAGGCUCAGAAAAAUCUUUUGAAGAUAUCGGCAACCAAACAGCCCACAGGCUCGACGACAGAAAGUGGCUGACGGAUUCUGAAUGGAACACGGAGUCUGGUCAUCACGUAACCUUCAGGAACAACAUCCCAACAUUCAACGGGGUUCGACCAAACUCAUCACUGUCCUCGCUAAAUCUCACUUCAGGCGGGGAUGAUACUGGUGUCCCUUUGACUAGGUUUACGAGAGCCGAUCUGAUAGCGUCUGAGUAUUUUCCGAUUACAAUGAGCUACAAGUCAUUAGAUGGGGAAAAGAUCGAGAGAAGGUCGCGAUCCCGAGCUCGCAGUCCUCGCAGACCUGUGUACAGCGCUGACGGAAGGUCAAGAGGUGAUCAACGAUCAUCAUCGAGAGACAAUUACAAAGCAAUGAAGAGACUUGAAAAGCUGUAUACUGUAGCUUCUGAAGCGCCUGGGAUCGCCGAGUCCACCAUUGCGAUCAUGUCACCAUACCAGGAGGAGAUGACCCGCCUGCGGUUGGAACGUCUGAGACUGGAGGAAGAACAUUUGAGGGAGCUAAAACGUAUUGCAGAACUCGAGAAAAUGAGAGGACCCAAACCUAAAUGGUAUGAACUGAAGGACUCUCAGUUUCACUACGAAGCACAAAAGAACAACGAGCUUCUGCGAAGUCAGGACAGAUGGAACGAACUGAUGGAGGAAAGAGAGAUGCUGACCAGAAAGUCACAGGAGUUCCAGAAAAGUCUACAGCAGCGUAGCGCUGUCUUUGCCUGAAUUAACAGUAGUAGUCUUCUAUUUGUCAUAUGUCCUGGUAUACACCGCUUUAAGCUUUUUUUUUUUAACAAGUUAAUAACAGUUAAAUAAUUAAACGAGUAGAAUUAAUAGUGAAAUAUCACUCUUGGAAUAAUAGUUGCAGUUGAAGAAAAAAAAAAUCAGUGUUAAAAUGUAGAGUGGAUGUAAUUGUUAUUCUGACACAAGUUAACAUUCUUCGAUACGUUCCUUUAUUUGUAAUCAGUAAAAUAAAAAAUAACAUAGUGGUAUUGUUCAAACUAACAUCUUUACAUUUAAUGCAAUCAACAUGCAAUAAACAUUUUUUAUCUUAAUUA
Molecule: messenger RNA, 1420 nt
Organism: Pomacea canaliculata
Lineage: Eukaryota; Metazoa; Mollusca; Gastropoda; Architaenioglossa; Ampullariidae
Exons: 4
Coding region: 18-1088 (356 amino acids)
Source: RefSeq, a predicted model, not a curated record